AACAACAAUGGUGGAUAAUUGAAGAAGUGUGAACAUAAGGAUGAGCGAAUGACAUUUACAGUUACCGUUACCAGACCGAUAUCACAAGUGAAUCAACAGGGGGAGGAUGAAGCGGCGCAAUGCGGACUGCAGCAAACUCCGACGGCCGUUAAAACGGAACCGAAUCACCGAGGGUAUAUAUAGCAGUACAUUCCUGUACCUGAAGUUCCUCGUAGUGUGGGUGUUAGUUCUGCUGGCUGACUUUGUGCUGGAGUUCAGGUUCGAGUACCUGUGGCCCUUUUGGCUUUUCAUUCGAAGUGUCUACGACUCCUUCAGAUAUCAGGGACUGGCAUUCUCUGUCUUCUUUGUAUGUGUGGCGUUUACAUCAGACAUCAUCUGCCUCCUUUUCAUCCCCGUCCAAUGGCUGUUUUUUGCUGCCAGCACCUACGUAUGGGUCCAGUAUGUCUGGCACACAGAAAGAGGAGUCUGUCUACCCACUGUAUCGCUGUGGAUCCUGUUUGUGUAUAUUGAAGCUGCCAUACGGUUCAAAGAUCUGAAGAACUUUCAUGUAGACCUGUGUCGACCGUUUGCUGCUCACUGUAUCGGCUAUCCAGUGGUGACUCUGGGCUUCGGCUUUAAGAGCUAUGUGAGCUAUAAGAUGCGACUGAGGAAACAGAAGGAAGUGCAAAAGGAGAAUGAAUUCUACAUGCAGCUUCUACAGCAGGCUUUACCACCAGAGCAACAGAUGCUGCAAAGACAAGAGAGAGAGGCAGAGGAGGCUGCUUUAGCUAAAGGGAUCUCAGAGGUAGAAGCUUCAGUAAUAUCCCAAAACGGAGCACCGCCUGGAAAGAAAAGCACCUCAGUCCCAUUACCAGAACUGGAGUACCGGGAAAAAGGGAAGGACAGUGCUGCGAAAGAGCGCGAGGGCAAAAAACAAAACACAAUUGGAAUCAAUAACAACAGUAUUAUACAUGCACUGGACUCCAAACUACAGGAGACAGAGUAUAUUGAGAACUACGUCGGGGCAAAGAGACUGAACAACGACCUGGCAGGAGAAAACACACAUGCCGACACCAAUACACACUCUACUUCAAAAGAGGAAAUGGGGGGUGCGGGGAAGAACUAUAAAAAUGCCAGCGGAGGCGGGGGCAGCAUUUCCAAUUCAUCUCCACGGAAUCACAGUUCUACAAACGGCAGCGUGCCGCCGGGUUCCUCGACCAGUAAGAAUGAGAAGAAGCAGAAGGGGGCAGGGAAGAGUCAGAAGGAUCCGGUGGAGAACUGCAUUCCAAACAACCAGCUGGGCAAGCCAGAUGCUCUAGUACGGCUGGAGCAGGAUGUGAAACGACUGAAGGCAGAUCUUCAGGCCAACAGGCAGUUGGAGUCAGAGCUGCGGAGUCAGCUUUCCUCUCUGAGCAGCCAGGACCGCAGCCUCCGCUCUGAACUGGGCCAGCUCCGCCAGGACAACGAGCUGCUACAGAACAAGCUCCACAGUGCCGUCCAGGCCAAGCAGAAGGACAAGCAGACCAUCUCGCAGCUGGAGAAGAGGCUAAAGGCCGAGCAGGAGGCUCGGGCCCUGGCUGAGAAACAGCUGGCUGAGGAGAGGAAGAGGAAGAAGAUGGAGGAGGCCACUGCUGCCAGAGCUGUAGCAUUAGCCGCUGCCACAAGAGUGGAGUCCACCGACUCUCUUCGAGUUCGUAUCAGAGAGCUGGAGACGGAGUGCAAGAAGCUCAGCAUGGACAUGAAACUUAAGGAGGAGCAGAUUAGGGAUCUGGAGGGCAAGUGUCAGGAGCUGCGGAAGUAUAAAGAGAAUGAGAAGGACACAGAGGUGUUGAUGUCAGCACUGUCAGCCAUGCAGGAAAAGACCCAGCACCUGGAGAACAGCCUCAGCGCUGAGACCAGGAUCAAACUGGACCUCUUCUCUGCACUGGGGGACGCCAAGAGGCAGCUGGAGAUAGCACAAGGCCAGAUCCACCACAGAGAGCAGGAGAUCGCAGAGCUGAAGCAGAAGAUAGCAGAGGUGAUGGCGGUGAUGCCGAGCCUGUCCUACUCGUCAGACGGCAGCAACCUCAGCCCCGUCACCCCGCACUACUCUUCCAAGUUCAUGGACAAUAGUCCCUCCUCCCUGGACCCCAACGCCUCAGUCUACCAGCCCCUCAAAAAGUGACUCUGACACCUACACUGUUUGUCAGACAGAACUUUUUUUCUCUUUCUUUAUUUCAGUGAAGCUCUCAGCUCUGGUUUAUGUUUUUUUGAGUUUACCAGCCCCUGACAGUUUUGCACUCAGACACACACACACACGCACAUACAUACACAGUGCACACAACCCCUCCAUACAUAUAUGUACUUGGGUCCUUUUUUUGGUUCUAUUAUUAGAACUAUUAUUUUGAAGGGGUUGUGUACAGUAGGAUUUUUUUGUUGUUGCUGUUGAGUUUUGGGAUUUAGCCAUUAGACAGCGGGAUCUGUUUGAAGGGGGAGAAAGGAACACACAAUUUGUUGGCCAAACGUCUACUUAAGAGCCAUGAUGCAUCACUUCAUGUCAGUCUUCUUUUGGUGUACAGUAUAAAUCCCCCCCACAGCCAUAUUUUCUUCUAUAGUUAACUGACACCCAGACUUUUAAUUUGAAAAAAAAAAACAAUUGGCUUUCAUGAUGGUUUAUAUGAAGGCAGAAGAUGUGUUUUCUGUUCAGAUGUGAAUUUGAAACUCACCUGUAAAGUAAAGCCCCUGUGAGAGAUACAUGAAUGUAAAACUAUUCAUGUUUUGAUAUCGCCAUUAACUUAAAUCAGUGAUGAUUUGUUUUGUAAUGUUUCAGUUCAGUUACGACGAUGUACAUUUCUUCUAAGAUAGUGAUAUUGAGCAGGUAAACGUUUGCUGUGUUCCUCAGAUAUUACAAAUACAAUUUGUUCCCUUAAUGCUGGAACAGUGGAUUCUCCAGGAUUAUCAGUAAGUGGAUGAAGCAGAUGUAGUUUUGUCCUUUAAAAAAAAAAAUGCUACUGAUAUAUUCGACCUGGCACUGCCAAAAAUGUUACAUUAUUGUUCACCUGUUUGCUGGAGACACCUUUUCCCCUCCCUCUGGACCAAAUUAGAACCUGUUAGGCCAUAUUGUUCACUGGAUUUAAUGAUGUCGAGGUAACCAGUGGUUACCAUUAUUUGCAGAUUUUACAGUGCCUUGCAGUUCCUCUUUUUCAGAUGCAGAAACCACAUACUUUGCAAUCCUGGGAUCUAAAAAGCAUCAACCUUCAAAACCCUCUCUUUGUCUCUCUCUGGCUCCGACUCGCCUGGUUCUCAUUUGUUCGAGUCAAAGAUUUCUCACAGCCUGAACAUUUCAAUUCAGUAUUCAAAGGCUAAAACAAUUAAGUGUCACUUCAGACACAUCCAAUCGUUUCGCAGCUAAUUGACCUCAAUAUUACAGAUUUUAAAUGGAAGACAUAACUCUGGACAUGGCACAGUACAUGUCAUUUCAUAGUGACGCAGUCUUGGUAUGCCAGACACCAACCAUACUGAUUGUCUGUUAUCAUGCCGUAGAGUUGGCAUUUAGUUGUUUACAACAAUGUACAUUAACUUACUGAGGAAUGUUUUCUUUUGUUAUCUCAUUUCAGUUCUGAAGUGCCAAGUGUUGAUGUUGGGUUUCCAUCCAUACUUUGAUCGAUGUAGCUAGCAUAAUGUUUGCAGAAGAGUGCUGUUAUUUUUUGUCAUUUAGAACAUAUUCGGAUGGUGUUGUGUUUACAAGGUUCUGGGCUGAUCAUGACGACGCAGCAGGUGGUCAGUUGAACUGAUUGUGUUAUUCACACAUUUAUUUAUUUGUUACAGAAUUUUUAUUGACAGGCACCUCCUUGAUAUUUCCCAUCAUAUUGAGUUGAUUUCCUAUAUUUUCUACCAGGAAGGAUUCAGUGAAUGUGUUGUGUUGGGAAAAGGUUACCCCUGAACCAUUUGACCAUGUUGUGCUGUCAUGUUGCCUACCUGGGGAAAAAAAAAGUAUUUCUUGUGGAUCGCUCUGGCGUUGUGAAUUGAGUUCUCAAGUUGCUUUUAGAAGUUUGUGUAGAAGGAAGAGAAGGUUUAAAAAAAAAAAAAAAAGUGCUUUGUUUUAUCUUUUCAUUGUUCCACCAUGUUUAUUUUCUUUACUCAAAGUGAUGGUGGCUGUGUCUCACUUUUUGCUUUGACCAUCACUAUUAAAGAAAGUCUUGCUGGUGGCAAUGCAAGCUGUUCAGUCUCUGUGUGUGUCACCAUCUUUGUGUCAAGUUUGACUUUUUCUGGUUCGACCAAGGGGCCAAACUUUUUACCCAGAAGUGACCAAGAGAUGGUGACGGUGUGGUACAUGGAAACUGGGAUGACAAAACAACAAAACAUAUUCUAACUGACUUUCUUUCUUUCUUUUUUUUAUUAUUAUUAUUUCAUUUUGUUCAUUUUACAACAAACAAGUUUACAAUGCUAUAUUGAGAUGUGUCAAUGCCAGCAGUUCACAAAAGGUAUUUAGUUUGUAAACAAACUUUUCUAUUUUAAUUUUCAUAUUUUCUCAUUGUUAGUACAAAAUACAGGAACAAGAUCCACUCAUUUACUUUUGUGUUUGGAAACACUGAAGCCACAGAGCUGCUUUGCUAUGUAGGUUUUGUGUCUGUGAUGCAAUGGACUGACAUAUAUGUUAGGUCAAUAUUUUCAGCUACUCAAUUCCAGGAAGAUAACACAUUACAAGCCCUCUUUACAAAAAAGGUAUGGUAUCAGAAUACAAACAUACAUUCAUACAAAUUAAAAUCAGAAAAUACUUUUCUCUCCUUAAGUCGAUGAUAGCACUUUCAUAGCAAACACAACCUCUACAACCAUUUUGCAUUUCAUGUGUAAGGAAAUUUCUGAAAUAACCCACAAAAAGGACUGAAACACAUGCUACUAACAAACUGAUAUAACUACAGUUUUAA
This is a messenger RNA of Seriola dumerili (greater amberjack), 4886 nucleotides long. RefSeq names its product macoilin-1-like (gene maco1a). The record is from RefSeq and is a predicted model, not a curated record. NCBI's taxonomy places the organism in Eukaryota, Metazoa, Chordata, Actinopteri, Carangiformes, Carangidae. The transcript is spliced from 11 exons. The coding region runs from base 107 to 2143 and encodes 678 amino acids. Gene Ontology annotation, cellular component: rough endoplasmic reticulum membrane. Gene Ontology annotation, biological process: neuronal signal transduction.